AUGGGGAUUGGCGCCUAUGAGAUUUUGGGUGAGAUAGGUCGCGGUCAGUUCGGGACGGUGGUUAAGGUUCGUAACAAGUCGACAGGAGCUGUAUGUGUAUGGAAAGAGUUGAAUUAUCGUUGUAUGGGACAGAGUGAGCGUCGUCAAUUACAAUGUGAGAUUGAAUUACUGGAAGAGUUAGAUCAUGAUUACAUUGUCCGUUAUAUUGGUCGUCUACAGAGUGAAAGCAAGAUAUAUAUAUUAAUGGAAUACUGUGAUGGUGGUGAUUUGGCGACUUAUUUAGAUCAUACAGUUCGAAAAAAGAGUUACCUGACAGAAGAAGUUAUCUUGACAUGGUUCUGUCAAUUAGUAAGUGCUCUCGAUUAUUGUCACCACAGAGCAAAUGGUGGUCGAGUAUUUCAUCGUGAUGUAAAGCCACAAAACAUUCUGAUGACAAAUGAAUAUCAAACCGUCAAACUUGGAGAUUUUGGACUAGCCAAAACACUCAACUCACCACAAGCACUCGCACACACACACGUUGGCACUCCUUAUUACAUGGCACCUGAAGUACUUACAAAAAAUACCUACGAUAGCAAAUGCGAUAUCUGGAGCCUAGGAUGUGUCCUCUAUGAAAUGCUUACCGGAGCCUCACCCUUUCAUGAAGCCGUCAAUAUGAACAACCUUAAAAAUCUAGUCGUACACCCUUCACAUAUCAAACCAUUACCACGCUUCUAUAACAAAGAACUAUUCAGCCUUAUCAAAUGGAUGCUCACCACUGACCCACAAUUAAGACCUGGUACCACAGAACUUAAAACCACUCUAGCCUACAAAAUGGGAUGCCUCCUCCUCAAAAUUCAACAACAAAAAUCACAAAUCAAC
Molecule: messenger RNA, 858 nt
Organism: Gregarina niphandrodes
Lineage: Eukaryota; Apicomplexa; Conoidasida; Eugregarinorida; Gregarinidae
Product: protein serine/threonine kinase catalytic domain protein
Exons: 2
Biological process (GO): chromosome segregation; protein phosphorylation
Cellular component (GO): cytoplasm; centrosome; nucleus
Molecular function (GO): ATP binding; protein kinase activity
Source: RefSeq, a predicted model, not a curated record